CACAGAGUAGCAGAACGGAGGAACAGGCCUGGUGUAGGACUGAGGAGAAGUAAACAAGCAGAAGAACACAACUUUACGACUGACAGGUGACAGAGGAUGUCCAGGGCUGACUGGUCCUUCCUGGAGCACCUGUUGGAGGAGGGGCAGGAGUAUAGCACCGGGGUGGGCCGUGUCUGGCUCACUGUCCUCUUCCUGUUCCGCAUGCUGGUCCUGGGCACCGCCGCAGAGUCAGCCUGGGACGACGAACAGGUCGACUUCGUCUGUAAUACCAGGCAACCUGGAUGUACCGCCGUGUGUUACGACAAAGCCUUCCCCAUAUCACAUUACCGGUAUUUUGUCCUCCAGGUUAUUUUUGUUUCGACACCGACUGUUUUUUACUUUGGAUAUGUGGCCAUGAGCAAGAAGAAGAAAGAGGAGGAGGAGGAGAGGACAGAGGAGAGGACGGAGGAGGGAGGUGGUGGUGAGGGAGGGGAGAGGGGAGGAGUAAAGAAGGAUAGGGAGAAGAAGAGGGAGGUGAGAAAGGGGGAUGAGAUCGAAGAACCAGAGGAGGAGAAAGGAGGGGGAAAGGUGGUGAAACCUCUUCCAGAGACUCCUAAGCUGAAGGGACGUCUUCUCUGUGCCUACGCCACCAGCAUCCUCCUCAAGGUCCUCCUGGAGGUCGGCUUCAUUGUCGGACUAUGGUACCUCUACGGCUUCGUGAUCCCGGCCCGGUUCGAGUGCGUCCGGGCCCCCUGUCCUCACACGGUGGACUGCUUCGUCUCCAGACCCACGGAGAAGACCAUCUUCACCAUCUACACCCAGGCCAUCGCUGGAGUCUCUCUCCUUCUCAACCUGGUAGAACUCCUCCACCUCUUCCAGCUAGCCAUCACCCACCACCUGGAGAAACGCUAUGCCCAGGAGCAGUACACCUUUCCUGGCAUAGCCGGGGUCCGAAUCCAGCCUGACGCUCCAGGGCUGGAGAUGGAGAUGCAGCGAGCUCCGUCUUACCAGGAGAAGGGCCAUCUGUAUUUGCCCAUGGGGGAGGACGGCUACGCCAAGCCCAGUGAGAGUUAUCUGGACCUGGGGUCGAGAGCAGGGAUGGACCCUGGUGGUGACCUGCUCCCCAGUUAUCUGAACUGUAUGGGGGUGAUGAGGACUACACACUCUUCAGGGAGAGCUCACCCUAAGAAAUACAACACACAACACACACAUAGCAACAGCAAACACAGUAAGGGUGCCCAGAAGGGACACAGCAACAAACACAGUAAGCAUUAUGUAUGAGGAAACAUGAGAGGUUUGGGUUCUGUGGUCCUCUGUAGCUCAAUUGGUAGAGCAUGGCGCUUGUAACGCCAUG
Molecule: messenger RNA, 1333 nt
Organism: Coregonus clupeaformis (lake whitefish)
Lineage: Eukaryota; Metazoa; Chordata; Actinopteri; Salmoniformes; Salmonidae
Product: gap junction alpha-6 protein-like
Exons: 2
Coding region: 97-1260 (387 amino acids)
Biological process (GO): cell communication
Cellular component (GO): connexin complex
Source: RefSeq, a predicted model, not a curated record